UCCACUUUUUUUAUUAAAAACAAAACAAAAAUACUACUAUUACUAUUUCAUUAUUCUUGUUAUUGUGUUCAACGCAAUAAAUAUACAUACAUGAUUGAGAGAUUGAGGAAUUUGGGAAUGAUUUGAAGGUGGCGAAUUCAAGCAAAAGUGGGGGCGAAAUUAGGGAGGAUUUAUUUGACGAUGGAAUGAUUAACAAUGCGUUGGAUUCCCUGUUGAUAUCUCCUGGCUUUAGCAGAGAGACAGAGAUGUCAGCCAUGGUCUCUGCCCUCUCUCACGUCGUAGCCGGCGGCAGCAGCACGCCUGACGCCGGCAGUCCAUGCAAGAGGGCACGUGACGAUGCCGAGCCCUCCGAAUCUCUCGCUAGAUUUUGCAGAGGAUAUACUGAUUUUUCUCUCCCAACUUCCAAUUUAGUGUCAUCGGGCACAGCAGCAGCAAUCUACAGCUACAGUCCGACGAAUAGAAAUCCACGGGAAAAUGCAUCCUCGUCGACAAGAAGAUACAGAGGCGUGCGGCAGCGGCCGUGGGGGAAAUGGGCGGCCGAGAUCCGGGACCCGUUCAAGGCAGCCCGGGUCUGGCUCGGCACCUUCGACUCGGCCGAGGACGCAGCCCGGGCCUACGACGAGGCCGCGCUCCACUUCCGGGGAAGCAAGGCGAAGCUCAACUUCCCCGAAAACGUCAGCCUCGUCCACGCCGAGCCGCCGCCGAGGAUCGCCGCCGUGUCGACUGCGGCCGACGCCAUUGUUCACCAGUUUGCAGGGCAGAGUCAGAAUGUGAGCCUUGGUGGUGGAUCAGCGGCAUUUUCCGGUGGAUUUCAGUCAAGCCAGAGCAGCGGUGGUGGCGUGCCUGACUUUUCUUGAGAUUCCGGCAACCGGUCUUCGUCUGGUUGAGAUAUUUUUGGGGUUUUAUUGUAUUCCUUUUUGGUUUUGUUCUAGCCAGUGAGAUUGCAAUUACGACAAGAAGAUUUCUUCAUAAUAAUUCUGUCCAUUUCUUGUAACGAAGGUGAUCUACUUUUUUUUUUUUUUUUGUAUCAAUAGAGAUGACAAAUUUCAGAAAUGGAAACAACCUCUUUUUUAUA
Molecule: messenger RNA, 1075 nt
Organism: Salvia splendens (bonfire salvia)
Lineage: Eukaryota; Viridiplantae; Streptophyta; Magnoliopsida; Lamiales; Lamiaceae
Product: ethylene-responsive transcription factor ABR1-like
Exons: 2
Coding region: 186-857 (223 amino acids)
Biological process (GO): regulation of DNA-templated transcription; ethylene-activated signaling pathway
Molecular function (GO): DNA binding; DNA-binding transcription factor activity
Source: RefSeq, a predicted model, not a curated record